This is a messenger RNA of Fusarium vanettenii 77-13-4, 2178 nucleotides long. RefSeq lists its product as uncharacterized. Bases 1 to 2178 code for a protein of 725 amino acids. The transcript is spliced from 2 exons. NCBI's taxonomy places the organism in Eukaryota, Fungi, Ascomycota, Sordariomycetes, Hypocreales, Nectriaceae. The record is from RefSeq and is a predicted model, not a curated record.
AUGUCUAUUGUUCCCAACACUUGCGAGAACGCCAGAAGAUGGCAGUCGCUUACCGUCGAUCAAAACUUGUGCAAGUUCUGCCAGGCGAUAGAUUUUGAAAAGGCAGUCAACCUGCUUGAGCACUCAUCCACUUCUGGGGAUUCAAGUGACGAUGAUGAUGACUACCAGCCUACGGCUCUCGCCGAUAGCCGGGGUCUACUCAUUGCCAGUCUCGGCGACAGCUUCAAAGACAGGCCUCUUGGUCGCUGCAGAAUGUGCAAGAUCAUGUGGGAAAACAAGCAGCAGCACAUGGCCAGGUUGGGAGAGCUGAACGAGACCCUCACCAUGGCUGGCAGUGACUCCCUCUGGGCCUUGCCCUUCUCCGCCAAACUUUUUGGCCCUCACUCGAUCCAAACUUCAGCCAUUCCCUACAAACUCGGUCGUGAAGCUGGCUUUUCCGUCUUCAUGGUGGUUCCGGAUCCUUAUACUCCCAGGGACUUCAGUGUUCCAGACAAGAGGGCCCAAAAGCUGUCUCUAAACAGAGAUAAUAACAUGCCCGUUGCCACGGUUCGCGACAAAAGACGAGACGGUUCAUUGCUAUACAUGCCGAAGCUGCUACCACCCACUUUCGACUCGCGGUUGGCCUCCGACUGGCUGCAGAAAUGCAAGGCGCAUCAUGAUGGAUCUUGCCGUCCACAACCAAACGUCAACACCGAGAUCGUUCUGAUCGACUGCACCGACUAUGAGAUCAAGUCUUUGAAUAUGUCGUAUUCAUAUAUAGCACUGAGCUACGUGUGGGGAGACGUGGUUCCAACACCCUUGAUCAACGGCGUCCAGGUACCACCCACGACCUCGGCAGUCAUCCUAGAUGCCAUCCAGGUCACAAAAGCUCUCGGAUUUCGCUAUCUGUGGGCAGAUCAGUACUGCAUUAAUCAAACGGACCCAGUCGUCAAGAUGAGGCAAAUCAAUCAGAUGGACCAGGUGUAUGGCCAGGCUGAGCUGACCAUCGUGGCUGCAUGUGGCGACAGUGCCGCCUACGGUCUGCCCGGCGUGUCUCACCGGCGAUCCAGAGAGCAAUUUCAGCAGCCUAUUGAGCAGGGGAACUACCAAGUCGUGGAGCUAGGCCCUGAUGCCUUGUCAGACACGGCGAGUUCCAAAUGGAGCACCCGUGGAUGGACAUUUCAGGAAGCCUGGUUAUCGAGGAGACUUCUAGUCUUUACAGACAAACAGUGCUACUUUGAAUGCGAGGCCAUCUCUUGCGCCGAGAGUCUCGAUUAUGGAGAGUGCAUCUGGGAUUUUGAUGAUAGGCCCCGGAACUUUAGACGUCUCGAGUUUGGGCCCUUUUCUCGCUUCGAUGAGUUGACAAGUCUCCUGUGGCCGUCGGCUCAUAUCGAUGAGGUUCGAACUCUGCUACACAGCUUCAGCAUGCGGCAGGUCAGAUUUGAUCAAGACUCGCUCAACGCCGUGGUAGGCGUGCUCAACUCUUCGCAAAAGAUGCACCUCGGAACCGAGUACGGAGCGGCAGGAGGUUCAGUCCUCUUCACAUCAGCUGUCGGGAUCCCGCUCCUUGUUGGAGAAUAUAACGGACAGCCUGUGUUGCAACAAACCCUCGUGACGGGAAUGUCGUGGGUACAUGUUGUGUCCGGCAGAGGGCGCUCGCUACAAGGUGCAAUUCCCCGUCGACGGACUGCAUACCCGUCUUGGACCUGGGCGGGAUGGGAGGGAGCCAUCGAGACGCUCUGGAUAUGGAUGCACAACAUCGACUUUGACUCGGCCAUGGAGAAUACACACGUAACAACUCAUCAAAAAGGAAGCAAAACGUGGAUUCCCAUAUCCGAGGUCAAACCAACCACUCAAGCAGUGACCCUAUGCUUCGACGCCUUACAGAUACCUCAUGACUGGCUGGGCUUCAAUGUUGGCCUGGACGAGUGGCAGUUGCUCGGACUCUCGACUUGGCUGUAUGAGACGGAGCCUAUCGUGCCUACAGAUCUCCUCGGGAGUCUGCAGAGCGGACAUCAUAGUCUAGCUCUAGUGGGGUACUCGAGCGAGGAAUGGAAGUGUCUAGCAUGGAUCCUACGUAAGACUACCUCAGCCUGGGCGAGAGCUGGGGUGCUUUACCUUGAGCGUGGAAAUCCUGCUGUCGCAGAAUUCAACAGUAUGGACCAGACUAGGUCUACUGUGCCUUGGGAGGUGGAAUGA